This is a messenger RNA of Hyaloscypha bicolor E, 2543 nucleotides long. RefSeq lists its product as uncharacterized. The record is from RefSeq and is a predicted model, not a curated record. The coding region runs from base 269 to 2335 and encodes 688 amino acids. Lineage: Eukaryota; Fungi; Ascomycota; Leotiomycetes; Helotiales; Hyaloscyphaceae. The transcript is spliced from 4 exons.
GCCAAACACACAGUACAAUAGUACAACCCCACUUUUUUUUUUCCUUUUAAUUUUUGAUAUAGUUCAGGACAUUCCACUUUUUCGUUAAGCGAAUCGGAGCUCGCUGUUUACCUUCGAGCUCAAGUCAACAUGGCUUCACCUUUACUAGCGCACGCGGCUCCCGUGCCUCGGAUUCACCUCCAGCCUCGCCAUCACUUUUGCCAAUUUGCCAACCUCGUCAUGACCUGGUAUCGCUCUUCUUUUCAAUUCCACCACCGCGAUACUAAGCAUGGCGCGGGAUUCGACCGCUAUGGUUGUAGCUCACCACGGACACGAAGACGACAACCCGCUGUUAGACCGUGUUGAAGCGGAGUUGUUCGCGAAGAUGGAGAACGGCAGCGCGAGGGAGGGACGGCAUAAGCAAAGCCAGAAGGGACCUGAGGACGAAGGCGAUCACAAGAAGCGAAAGAAGAAGCACCGGCAUAGCAGUCAAAGGAUGUCUUCGCAGGAUAUUGAUUACGACGCUGAUGGCAUGAGCGUUGACCUCGACGCGCCCCAGCGCUAUAUUCCAGCCUCGGAGAAGAAGCGGAAGUCAGAACACAAAGAGUCACAACACGAGAGAAAAUCUUCGGGCAGUCUGGGUAGAGGUGUGUUUGAGGGUGUUGCCGCCAUGGUUGAUACUGAGACACCUAAAAAGAAGCGCAAAUUAGACGAGAAAUGUUCUCCAGAAAACCUUGAGUUCUCUUACGUCGGUAAAAAGCCAGGUGCUGGGAAUAUUGGAGCUUUAGAGACUCUAAAGUCAACGCCAAGGAAGCACAAGAAGAACAGAAAGCUCGACGGUUCUGUCCAAUCGACGCCAAUCCAGCUCAACUCAAUCCCAGUCCAUGACGCAAAGUCAUACCUGACAACGAUCAUCAAAACAAGCCCACCAGCAGCACUAGCGAAAGCUGAGGAGAAUGCUUUCGGGAUGGCCUCAAGGAACAAGAAGAAGCUAAAGCUUUCCCAGGAGUCUCCACUCCAUCUUCAUACAAUUCCGGCUCACGAAUCUCCAGCAACCUCGAAUCACAUCCACUUCGACCAGGAUAACAACGGCGCUGAUGGAGUUUCUGAGAGAAAGAAGAAGAAAAAGAAGAAGAAGAAGGCCAAGCUUUCAGGAGAAUCGGUAGGGAAGACCUUCCUAGUCCCAUCCAGCCUGCUAACUCCAGCUGCCAAGGCUAACGGGGACCUAUUGCAAACUGUGCUUAAGGGUAGUAUUUCACACAGUUCGAGCAAUAUUUCAAGCUCCGAAGAAGCAAGGAAGGCAAGUUCCGUUCACAAGACAAGUUCCAUCGAGGAUAAGACCAAAGAACCUCCCCGUGUUGAAACCCCAAUCAGACCACCAAAGUCCAAGCUCGUUGUCCCAACCUCACCCUUUCCAAUCUGUCCGCAGGGAGAAGCUGGACAUGAAAUCAGAAAGGAAACUCCCAUUCCACCGCCGAAAAGGCUGGUCCCAACAGCAAACCGAAGCCCUGUCAUCCUCCCACAGCUUGCUCGACCCAAGAAAGUAAAGGCGGAGUCUAUGGCAGACAGCGAGGAAAACGACGAAGAAAGAGAAACUAAGAAACGCAAGAAGUCUGGUUCUAAGACUGCAAAGUCUAAGAAAGGUGCAGCAGAGGAAGAAACAUUCUCGCAGACCAUUACCUCGAUUAAGGGAGCUACGGAUCUCAAGAUUCACGAGCUGUUUUCGAACUUUGAGAGUGAUGAGGAAGAAGACCCUUUCGUCGAGGCUAUGGAUUCUAUCAAGAGAUCAUCGUCGAAGUUGCAGAAUUUGUUCUCAGCGAGGCCAGAUACCCUCCCCACACCUGCUGCACACGAGAAUGGGGAGAAGGGGGGCUCAUCCGCUAAGGUGGCAAGAGCAAGAAGCGUCUCAGUGAACACAGUACAGCCUUUAGUGUUCAAUGACGAAGGAGUGAACAAGCCGGGCGACGAUUGGGAAACAACGAUUGGUAAAGUUCGAUCAACUGCUGGAGGGGAUGAUGAUUCCGAGGCACAAGAAAAUAUAGCCUUCUCUUCCUCCUACGUCGCAUCCCGACCCAACGGAAUCAAGAUCUCCAACACGACUUUCCAAGUACACAAUCUGCGCCACAACGAAGGCUGGGUCGUCUCCUCCUCUUCCGACCGAGAAAGCAACAGUGACGGGAAGGUUUUCCAGUUAAAGAUCUGUACCGUAAUUUCGGGACGAGUUCAAGUUCGGUUGGGAAGUAAUGGCUUUGGUAUUGGCAAGGGAAGCGUGUUCAGGGUCCGGAGUGGGGAGGAGUGCGUGGUGCGGAACGAAGAGAAGAAGGUGGCUGCGGUGUGGGCUGUUUGCGUGGAAUAAAUGGAAGGAGGUUCUUCAGGGUGUUAGGGGGCUUAGACAUGGGUCGGUGAGUGCAAGAUUUAGUGACGAGAAACUUGGCCUAAAUUCGGCUGGUGAUGUACCUUGCGUUAUUGGCAGUUAGGGAACAGUAUCUGGGUAUGUAGACUCCUUCGAACCAGAGAAUGGCAAUGAGCACUUGAGCCGGAGUGGUUCAGUCAUAUAAAAGGUC